CUCAACUUCGACCCUCUCUCUCCUCCUCUUCUCCUGAAGCUCCUCACUCACUUUUAUCCGAGUAAAAGAGAAAAUGGCUGUGCCUAAAGCCAUUGUUCUACCUCUCUUACUAGUCUUAUGUGGUGCUGCUCUUGGAGCUUCUGCUUAUGAAGGAUACCUUCGUAAUGGAAACUUCGAGGAGUCACCAAAGAAAUCCGACAUGAAAAAGACAGUCCUAAUCGGCAAAACCGCCUUACCCGAAUGGGAAACCACCGGUUUCGUCGAGUACAUCUCCGGUGGACCUCAACCGGGAGGCAUGUUCUUCCCCGUUGCUCACGGUGUCCACGCCGUGAGGCUCGGAAACGAAGCAACGAUCUCCCAGAAGCUAAAAGUAAAGCCAGGCUCUCUCUACUCACUCACCUUCGGUGCAUCAAGAACUUGCGCACAAGAAGAGGUGCUUCGCGUCUCCGUCCCUCCUCAGACCGGUGACUUACCUCUUCAGACACUCUACAGCAGCUUCGGAGGUGAUGUCUACGCGUGGGCUUUCGUCCCUAAGACUACUGAGGUUACGGUGACUUUCCAUAACCCUGGAGUUCAAGAAGACCCUGCUUGUGGUCCCUUGUUGGACGCUGUGGCCAUUAAAGAGCUUGUUCAUCCAGAGUACACCGAAGGUAACUUGGUGAAGAACGGAGGGUUCGAAGAAGGUCCUCACCGUCUUGUGAACUCAACGCAAGGAGUGCUUCUCCCACCUAAACAAGAUGAUGUUACAUCCCCUUUACCUGGAUGGAUCAUAGAGUCUCUCAAGGCAGUGAAGUUCAUAGACUCCAAGAACUUCAAUGUUCCCUUUGGACAAGCUGCGAUAGAGCUUGUGGCAGGGAAAGAAAGUGCUAUUGCGCAAGUUAUUAGGACUUCACCAGGUCAAACCUAUAGCCUCUCCUUUGUUGUUGGAGAUGCUAAAAACGAUUGUCAUGGUUCCAUGAUGGUUGAAGCUUUUGCGGCUAGAGAUACGUUGAAAAUGACACACACUUCAGUUGGUGGAGGACAUGUUAAGACAGCGAGUUUCAAGUUCAAGGCGCUUGAGGCGAGAACGAGGAUUACUUUCUUCAGUGGUGUUUACCAUACCAAGAAAAACGAUAUUGGAUCUCUAUGUGGACCUGUCAUUGAUCAGAUUGUGGUUUCUCAUGUCGCUUAGACUGAUUGUAAGCUUUAUGACCA
Brassica oleracea var. oleracea is the source of this 1194-nucleotide messenger RNA. RefSeq lists its product as uncharacterized. The record is from RefSeq and is a predicted model, not a curated record. The coding region runs from base 74 to 1171 and encodes 365 amino acids. The transcript is spliced from 2 exons. Lineage: Eukaryota; Viridiplantae; Streptophyta; Magnoliopsida; Brassicales; Brassicaceae. Gene Ontology annotation, cellular component: plasma membrane; cell wall.